Humulus lupulus (European hop) is the source of this 3147-nucleotide messenger RNA. Its product is annotated as homeobox-leucine zipper protein ANTHOCYANINLESS 2-like. The transcript has 9 exons. NCBI's taxonomy places the organism in Eukaryota, Viridiplantae, Streptophyta, Magnoliopsida, Rosales, Cannabaceae. The record is from RefSeq and is a predicted model, not a curated record. The coding region runs from base 461 to 2746 and encodes 761 amino acids. Gene Ontology annotation, molecular function: DNA binding; DNA-binding transcription factor activity, RNA polymerase II-specific; lipid binding. Gene Ontology annotation, biological process: regulation of DNA-templated transcription.
UUGUGACUUUCUACCAAUUCCGGGUCUCUUUCGAUACUGCCAAACUAUUAGUCAAGCAAUGCCACUGUGAUGGAGAAAAGCUUUGAAAUUUAGGGUUCCUAUUACUUCUUACAUUCAUAUUAGUUACACAUACUUUUCCGAAAAGGCUUUUAUUUUUAUUCGUUUUCAUUAGAGUGAAACAGAGAAAUUAGUGAGGUGUGAACUGUUGAAGAUUAAUUUAAAAGGGCUUUUCUUGUCUUGUACCCCUUUUUGCUUUUUGCCUUUUUCUCUAUCCUAAACAGAUUUUUUCUGGAGAGUAUUCUAGACAGAGAAAGAAAGAGAGAGAGAGAGAGAUUAAAAAAGAAAAGGUAUUGAGUGUCAUGCAUGGGCGUUGACAAGUGAACAACUCUCUCUUUCUGUUUCUACUGAGAAUGCAAUUUUCAGUCUUAGCUGAAUCUGGGAGUGGCUGGGUAAGAGGAAGAUGGAUAAUCAUGGUGAAAUGGGUCUGCUAGGGGAGAAUUUUGAUCUUGGUAUGAUUGGACGGAUAAGGGAUGAUGGGUAUGAGAGCAGGUCCGGCAGUGAUAAUUUGGAAGGUGCCUCAGGCGAUGAUCAAGACGCCGGCGACGAUCAACCGCCGAGGAAGAAGAAGUACCACAGACACACUCCUAAUCAAAUACAAGAACUUGAAUCUUUCUUUAAGGAGUGUCCACACCCGGAUGAAAAGCAAAGGUUGGAACUCAGUAGGAGGCUUUCUUUGGAAACGAAACAAGUGAAAUUUUGGUUCCAAAAUCGUCGAACACAAAUGAAGACCCAAUUGGAACGCCAUGAAAAUAUAAUUUUGAGACAAGAGAAUGACAAACUCCGAGCUGAGAACAAUAUGAUUAAGGAUGCCAUGUCAAACCCAAUGUGCAACCAAUGCGGUGGUCCAGCCAUUCCCGGUCAAAUAUCUUUUGAAGAACACCAACUUAGGAUUGAGAAUGCUCGGUUGAAGGACGAAUUGAGUAGGAUUUGCUCUUUGGCAAACAAAUUCUUGGGCAGGCCUCUAUCGUCCUUGGUUGCCCCUCUCCCUCUUCCAAGCUCCGCUGGUUUGGAACUAGCAGUGGGAAGAAAUGGGAUGGGAGGUUUAAAUGCCAUUGGGCCACCAUUGCCAAUGGGACUUGAUUUGGGAGAUGGAGUUUCUAGCUCGGCCCACAUGAUGCCUUUAGUGAAAUCUUCAAUGGGGAUGAAUGUGUUUGGCAAUGAAAUACCAUUCGAAAGAUCAAUGUUUAUUGAUCUUGCAUUGGCAGCUAUGGAUGAGUUGUUGAAAUUGGCCCAGGCCGAGGGUCCGAUGUGGAUCAAGAGUAGUAAUGGAGGUAGUAAAGAAAUGUUAAACCAUGAGGAGUAUAUGAGAACAUUUCCUCCUUGUAUUGGAGCAAAACCCAACGGUUAUGUAUCCGAGGCUACUAGGGACAGCUCUGUGGUGAUUAUCAACAGUUUAGCACUUGUAGAGACACUGAUGGAUGCGAAUCGAUGGGUAGAAAUGUUUCCUUGUUUGAUCUCUAGAGCCUCCACCAUUGAAACGAUAUCUGCUGGGAUGGGAGGUACCAGAAAUGGAGCACUCCAAGCGAUGCAUGCGGAGCUUCAAGUACUUUCCCCGUUGGUUCCUCUUCGUCUGCUGAAGUUCAUCAGGUUCUGCAAACAACACGGCGAAGGUGUCUGGGCUGUGGUCGAUGUUUCCAUCGACAUCAACCGAGAAGCUUUAAAUGCAGACUCAUAUUUCCAAUGUAGGAGGCUUCCUUCUGGGUGCCUUGUGCAAGAUAUGCCUGAUGGCUACUCCAAGGUUACGUGGGUUGAACAUUCGGAAUACGAUGCUAGUGGUGUUCAUCAAAUGUUCCGCUCAUAUAUCAGUUCCGGCAUGGGCUUUGGUGCUCAGAGAUGGCUUGCCACUCUCCAAAGACAAUGCGAGUGCUUGGCUACUCUUAUGUCCCCCUCGAUUCCUAAUGAAGAUCAAAUAGCCGUGAGUUCUGGAGGUAGAAGGAGCUUGCUAAAGCUGGCAAAGCGUAUGGUGGAUAACUUCUGUGCUGGUGUCUGUGCCUCUACUGUGCGCAAGUGGGACAAACUUCGUGUCGACAAUGUUGGGGAAGACGUAAGAGUGAUGACCCGGAAAAGUAUGGAUGAUCCUGGCGAACCACCCGGUAUCAUUCUGAGUGCUGCAACUUCUGUUUGGAUUCCGGUAUCACAGAAGAGACUGUUUGAAUUCUUACGGGAUGAACAGUUGAGGAGCGAGUGGGAUAUAUUAUCGAAUGGUGGACCAAUGCAGGAGAUGGUGCAUAUCACCAAGGGCCAAAGACAUGGCAACCAUGUCUCACUUCUUCGUGCUGGUUCUAUUGGUGCAAAUGACAGCACCAUGCUCAUACUACAAGAGACAUGGACGGAUGCCUCGGGCUCCAUGGUAGUAUAUGCACCAGUUGACUCAGCAGCAAUAAAUGUAGUAAUGCAUGGUGGAGACUCGGCUUAUGUAGCCCUCCUACCAUCGGGAUUCGCAAUUGUUCCCGACGGAACAUCACAGUCUGGCUAUGUUUCGGGAAACAAUGAGAGUUCUAGUCUUGCUUUGGUAAAAGGAGAAGGCGAUGACAGUGGUGGAUGCAUCCUCACAGUUGGGUUCCAAAUACUUGUUAACAGUCUUCCGUCAGCCAAGCUUACAGUUGAAUCAGUUGAGACAGUUAACAAUCUCAUCUCAUGCACCAUUCAAAAGAUCAAAGCCGCUCUUAGUGGACCCUCAGCGUAGGUGCAGGAACAAAAACUGUUUGGUUUUUGUUUUUUGUUUUUGAACCAUUUAUUUGUUUUGAGUACAUUAAGUAUAACUAGGUAAAAGAAAAGUAUUAAAUAGGAGGAGCUUGAGAUGAAAAACGCAGAACAAAGGGGUGUCGAGUCAAGAACGAACCGCAUGCAUGUGUGUAUGGAAGAAAAAGAAGAAGAUUUCUGUUUUAGCCAAAAAAAAAGUUUUUGUGUAUGUGUUUUUCUAAGGAUAUAACGGCUCGAAGAAUGGUGGUUCGGGUAUUGACUCGGUCGACCCGCGAGGUAGUCUCAGCUCUUUAUUUUGUCCAAAAAAAAAGUGGGACAUUGGUGGGGUUAGUAUUGUUUUGUGUUAUUUUCUUUUGAUUUCAAUGUCAUCUACUUUUUACUGCU